CCGACCCAACUUAAAUGCUCUCUCCCUUUUUCUUUUUCUCACCAGACAAUUCUCCUUCUCCUCUCUUUCCUUUUUCUACCACAUUAAUAUUUACUUAUAUAUAAAUAAAUAAACAUCUACAACAACUUAUACCAAUUCUUUUAUAAUCUCUAUAGGUAUUUUUGUGAUAUCAUUUAUGAGAUGGAACUUGAGCUUGGUCUUGGUCUUGCACUUCCUAAUUCCCAUUUUGUUAGUCCUAUCAAAUCUUCCUACCUAAAUGACAACAUUAAUAUUGACACAUUUGAUGACAACUUCUCAGAAAUGAAGAAGAUUAAUAAUGAUGAUGGUAGCAACAAAGUUGAAGGUAAAACAUUGUCUUUGCUUAUAUGGAAUGGCCAACCAAAUGAAGAAGAAGAUGAUAAUGAUGAUGGUCAUCAAAAAAGGAGAAAUUUUGAAGCUUGUUAUAAUCAGGAAUUCAAGGAAGAAAAUGGAGUAGUGGGGUGGCCACCAAUUAAAUCAUGGAGAAAAAAACUUAUUCAUGGGAUUAAUCAUGAAGUUGGAUGGAACAAAAAUAAUAAUAAUAUUAAUCAUAGACACAAUAUUGGAAUUAGAAAUUCCAUGUAUGUGAAGGUUAAAAUGGAAGGAGUAGCCAUUGGAAGAAAAAUUGAUCUAAUAUUAUAUAAUUCUUACCAAAUCCUUACUAACACCUUGCUCCAAAUGUUUCAUAAAUCACAUGAGAGUUGUGAUGAAAAUGAUGGACGCUUUACAGUAUUGUACCAAGACAAAGAAGGAGAUUGGAUGCUUGCUGGAGAUGUACCUUGGGAAACAUUCAUGGAGACAGUUCAAAGAAUACAGAUACUAAGGAAUUGGAAGAGUAGAAGAAGUACAAGAAAAUCAUCCCAUAUUUCUUAAGAGUAUUAAUUAUAUUAUAUAGUUUAAAGAAUGUUGAAGAUAAUUAAUUAAAAGAUAUGAAGAAAAAAAAUUAGUUACAUGAGUGUGACAUUGUAAUUUUAUUAUCUUUGUACUAAUUUUAUAUUUAUU
Molecule: messenger RNA, 1020 nt
Organism: Solanum stenotomum
Lineage: Eukaryota; Viridiplantae; Streptophyta; Magnoliopsida; Solanales; Solanaceae
Product: auxin-responsive protein IAA29-like
Exons: 4
Coding region: 181-891 (236 amino acids)
Biological process (GO): regulation of DNA-templated transcription
Cellular component (GO): nucleus
Molecular function (GO): protein binding
Source: RefSeq, a predicted model, not a curated record